This is a messenger RNA of Cryphonectria parasitica EP155, 955 nucleotides long. RefSeq names its product ribosomal protein L21e. The record is from RefSeq and is a predicted model, not a curated record. The transcript is spliced from 4 exons. Gene Ontology annotation, molecular function: structural constituent of ribosome. Bases 63 to 545 code for a protein of 160 amino acids. Gene Ontology annotation, cellular component: cytosolic large ribosomal subunit; ribosome. Lineage: Eukaryota; Fungi; Ascomycota; Sordariomycetes; Diaporthales; Cryphonectriaceae. Gene Ontology annotation, biological process: translation.
CCCCCAGCGAUUUCGACAACGACCACAACACCUCAAAUCAACAACCCACCAAAUCAAUCAAGAUGGGUCACGCCGCUGGUCUUCGUGCGGGCACUCGCUAUGCCUUCUCGCGGGAUUUCCGCAAGAAGGGCAUGAUCGCCCUGUCCACCUACCUCCGACACUACCGGGUCGGCGACAUCGUGGACAUUAAGGCGAACGGUGCUGUCCAGAAGGGUAUGCCCCACAAGGUCUACCACGGAAAGACUGGUGUCGUCUACAACGUUACCAAGUCGGCCGUCGGCGUCAUCAUCUACAAGAAGGUGAAGCACCGUUACAUCGAGAAGCGCAUCAACCUCCGCACCGAGCACAUUCAGCCCUCGCGGUCCCGAGAGGGCUUCCUGCGCAGGGUCAAGGAGAACGCCGCGCUGAAGGCCAAGGCCAAGGCUGAGGGCACGACUGUCCAGGUGAAGAGACAGGCCGACCUCCCCCGCGACGCACGACAGAUCUCGUUCAAGGAGAACCGCCCCGAGACCCUGGCGCCCGUCGCCUACGAGACCACCAUCUAAACGGACACAUUCGGAGCGGUGUGUGCGAGGAAGGAUGAUUCUUCUGCGGACGGGGUUUUUCUGGUGGUCGGUUGUUCACGAAUUGGCUUGCUUUGGUCUUUGCAUGGGGUUCACGUACGGCAAAACGGAAAGAUUUCUUAGCAUGGUCCGGAAUGGCAUGCGGCAAUGCUUUUAAAGGGAAAAAUAAAAUGAACCAAUGGCAUUUCCAACACCUUCCUGUCCAUACGUGGUGAUAGGUGACCAGGUGUGGGGAUGCUGAAACUUGGGGGAUUGUGGACGUGAUGUCGACGUGCUCGACAAGGCGAGGUGGACACCUGAGGGAGCAGAAGAUUAGCGCUCAUCCUCAAGAUGACAAUCGAAACACUUUUCGCCAGAUCCAGCAAAAUCCUAGACGCUUGGUCUCGCAGUGG